UGACAUCAGAGUGGGUUCCCAUACCAGGAUGGUGAGGCAUUGAGAGGAGCAUCCUGGGCGGGUGUGUGCGUGUCGGCGUGCCCUGCGUGGAGCAGGGAUUGCUGCACCCAGCGCCAGGCACCGGAGGAGGAGGAAUCCGUAGCAGAGAUCUGAAUAAUUGAUUCUUCAGCAGCACCAGACGCCGGGGAGCGGGCGGAGAGCGUGGUUUCAGCAUCAAGGUUGCGCGCCACCGCAGGCUCCCCCCGUCACCAGCCAGACACCUAGGUCGGCCUUGUUCCGCUGCCGCCGCUGCCGCCGUGCGCUCCAGAAGAGGGUGGCCGCGCUCCGCGUCGCCGCCUAGGGACUGCGGGGUCUGCCUCGGCCAGCCUCCGGGGUGGGCGACUGCAGGCGGACCAGAGCUCCAAAAAAACCGUCGGAUUGCGCGGGGGUUGCUGCGUUGCGUCUCGCUGGCUGAGAACAAGUCCUAAGUUGGUGUGGUGGGUGCAUCUGCUUUCCUUAUCCUCCUAGGCGACCGCAGCAGAAGCGCGCCCCAGGAUCCUGGCUUCUCCUGUGUUGUGAGCCGCGGUGGCCAGGCACUCUCCUGGGCUCCCGCUGACCAAGUGAGGAACCGAACGCCCAGCGCGGUGCUGGCCCCGCAGCGAAGGGCCCGGAGGGAGCUGCGGUCCUCCGCCCGCGCCCUUCUCGGCCAGGGACCGCGGGGAUCCCCGGCCACACGCGCGCGCGCACUCCCACACUCACUCACUCACACACACACAUACACACACACACACUCACACACUCACGCACGCCAAGCAGGAGCAGGACUGCGGAGAGGGUGUCCAGGAGCGCUCAGAGGACCGGCAGUCGCUGUCCGGAGUGGAACAGAAAGCUGAGCCAGGGCUCUAGAAGAGAGGCUCCUGAGGUGCUGUGCCUGAGCAUGGGGCUGGAUGAGGUCUGAGAGUCGCGGCGGCAGCAAUCAGCCCUGGAGAUGACCAGGGGUGGCCACUGCUGAGAACUAUGUGGAGAGAGGCUGCGAGCCCUGCUGCAGAGCCUCCGGCUGGGAUAGCCGCCCCCCGUGGGGGUGAUGCGGACAGCGCGGGACAGCCAGGGGAGCGCGCGGGGGCCGCAGCAUGCGGGAACCCGCUAAACCUGGUGGCUGCUGAGGCGGCCGAGAUGCUCGUGCGCGCAGCACGCCCCAUUGCAUCCUCCACCUUCUCCGGCUACAGGGACCCUAAGUGGCGACCAUGGGCAGAUUGGGCUACUGGACCUUGCUGGUAUUGCCGGCCCUUCUGGUCUGGCGCGAUCCGGCGCAGAACGCGGCGGCGGAGAAGGGUCCUCCAGCGCUGAACAUUGCGGUGCUGCUGGGUCACAGCCACGACGUGACAGAACGCGAACUUCGAAAUCUGUGGGGCCCAGAGCAGGCAACCGGCUUGCCCCUGGAUGUGAACGUGGUGGCGUUAUUGAUGAACCGCACUGACCCUAAGAGCCUCAUCACGCAUGUGUGCGACCUCAUGUCCGGGGCGCGCAUCCACGGCUUGGUGUUUGGAGAUGACACGGACCAGGAGGCUGUGGCCCAGAUGCUGGAUUUUAUCUCCUCACAGACUUUUAUCCCCAUCUUGGGCAUUCAUGGGGGUGCAUCUAUGAUCAUGGCUGACAAGGAUCCGACAUCCACGUUCUUCCAGUUUGGAGCCUCCAUCCAGCAGCAAGCCACAGUUAUGCUGAAGAUCAUGCAGGACUACGACUGGCACGUCUUCUCCCUGGUCACCACCAUCUUCCCUGGCUACCGAGACUUCAUCAGCUUUAUCAAGACAACAGUGGACAACAGCUUUGUGGGCUGGGAUAUGCAGAACGUGAUCACACUGGACACCUCCUUCGAGGACGCCAAGACGCAGGUCCAGCUGAAGAAGAUCCAUUCUUCUGUCAUCCUGCUCUACUGCUCCAAAGACGAGGCUGUCCUCAUCCUGAGCGAGGCUCGCUCCCUCGGCCUCACUGGCUAUGAUUUCUUCUGGAUUGUCCCCAGUUUGGUGUCUGGGAACACAGAGCUCAUCCCCAAAGAGUUUCCAUCAGGUCUCAUUUCAGUCUCUUAUGACGACUGGGACUACAGCCUGGAGGCAAGAGUGAGAGACGGUCUUGGGAUCUUAACCACUGCCGCAUCCUCCAUGUUGGAGAAGUUCUCCUACAUUCCUGAGGCCAAGGCCAGCUGCUAUGGGCAGGCAGAGAAGCCAGAGACCCCGCUACACACCCUGCACCAAUUCAUGGUCAAUGUGACUUGGGAUGGCAAGGACUUGUCCUUCACUGAGGAAGGUUACCAGGUGCACCCCAGGCUUGUGGUGAUCGUGCUGAACAAGGACCGGGAGUGGGAAAAGGUGGGCAAGUGGGAGAACCAGACGCUGAGCCUGAGGCACGCUGUGUGGCCAAGGUACAAGUCCUUUUCUGACUGCGAGCCAGAUGACAACCACCUCAGCAUUGUCACCUUGGAGGAAGCCCCCUUCGUCAUCGUAGAGGACAUAGACCCCCUGACUGAGACCUGUGUGAGGAACACGGUGCCCUGUCGGAAGUUCGUCAAGAUCAACAAUUCAACCAACGAAGGGAUGAAUGUGAAGAAAUGCUGCAAGGGGUUCUGCAUCGACAUCCUCAAGAAGCUGUCCAGAACUGUGAAGUUCACCUAUGACCUCUACCUGGUGACCAAUGGGAAGCAUGGGAAAAAGGUUAACAAUGUGUGGAAUGGAAUGAUAGGUGAAGUGGUCUAUCAACGAGCAGUCAUGGCUGUGGGCUCACUCACCAUCAAUGAGGAGCGUUCGGAAGUGGUGGACUUCUCGGUGCCCUUCGUGGAGACAGGAAUCAGCGUCAUGGUCUCCAGGAGUAAUGGCACUGUCUCCCCUUCUGCUUUCCUCGAACCCUUCAGUGCCUCCGUCUGGGUGAUGAUGUUUGUGAUGCUGCUCAUCGUCUCAGCCAUUGCUGUCUUCGUUUUUGAAUACUUCAGUCCUGUUGGAUACAACAGAAACUUAGCCAAAGGGAAAGCUCCCCACGGGCCUUCUUUUACUAUUGGAAAAGCUAUAUGGCUCCUCUGGGGCCUGGUCUUCAACAAUUCUGUGCCUGUCCAGAAUCCUAAAGGCACAACCAGCAAGAUCAUGGUGUCAGUGUGGGCCUUCUUUGCUGUCAUCUUCCUGGCCAGUUACACAGCCAACCUGGCUGCCUUCAUGAUCCAGGAGGAGUUUGUGGACCAAGUGACUGGCCUCAGUGACAAGAAGUUCCAGAGACCUCAUGACUAUUCUCCACCUUUCCGAUUUGGGACGGUACCCAAUGGAAGUACAGAGAGGAAUAUUCGUAACAACUACCCGUAUAUGCACCAGUACAUGACCAGAUUCAACCAGAGGGGAGUGGAGGAUGCCUUGGUCAGCUUGAAAACCGGGAAGUUGGACGCUUUCAUCUAUGACGCAGCCGUCUUGAACUACAAGGCCGGGAGGGAUGAAGGCUGUAAACUGGUGACCAUUGGGAGCGGGUACAUCUUUGCUACCACAGGCUAUGGAAUUGCGCUGCAGAAGGGCUCACCCUGGAAGAGGCAGAUUGACCUCGCUCUGCUCCAGUUUGUUGGUGAUGGUGAGAUGGAGGAGCUGGAGACACUGUGGCUUACGGGCAUCUGCCACAACGAGAAGAAUGAGGUGAUGAGUAGCCAGCUGGACAUCGAUAACAUGGCGGGCGUGUUCUACAUGCUGGCUGCAGCCAUGGCCCUCAGCCUCAUCACCUUCAUCUGGGAGCACCUCUUCUACUGGAAGCUGCGCUUCUGCUUCACAGGCGUGUGCUCUGACCGGCCCGGGCUGCUCUUCUCCAUCAGCAGGGGCAUCUAUAGUUGCAUCCAUGGGGUACACAUUGAAGAAAAGAAGAAAUCUCCAGAUUUCAAUCUGACUGGAUCACAGAGCAACAUGCUAAAGCUUCUUCGGUCAGCUAAAAACAUCUCCAAUAUGUCCAACAUGAACUCCUCAAGAAUGGACUCACCUAAAAGAGCUACUGACUUCAUUCAAAGAGGGUCACUUAUUGUGGACAUGGUUUCAGACAAGGGAAAUUUGAUAUAUUCAGACAACAGAUCCUUUCAAGGGAAGGACAGUAUAUUUGGAGACAACAUGAAUGAACUCCAAACAUUUGUGGCCAACAGGCACAAGGAUAAUCUCAGUAACUAUGUGUUUCAAGGACAGCAUCCUCUCACUCUCAAUGAGUCCAACCCUAACACAGUAGAGGUGGCUGUCAGCACUGAAUCCAAAGGGAACUCCCGACCCCGGCAGCUUUGGAAGAAAUCCAUGGAGUCUCUACGCCAGGAUUCUCUAAACCAGAACCCAGUCUCCCAGAGGGAUGAGAAGACUGCAGAGAAUCGGACCCACUCGCUAAAGAGUCCUAGGUAUCUUCCAGAAGAGGUAGCCCACUCUGACAUUUCAGAAACCUCAAGCCGGGCCACAUGCCACAGGGAGCCAGAUAACAAUAAGAACCACAAGACCAAGGAUAACUUCAAACGGUCAAUGGCCUCUAAGUAUCCCAAGGACUGUAGCGAUGUUGACCGCACCUACAUGAAAACCAAAGCAAGUUCUCCCAGGGAUAAGAUCUAUACCAUUGAUGGUGAGAAGGAGCCCAGCUUCCACUUAGAUCCUCCUCAGUUUGUUGAGAAUAUAACCCUGCCUGAGAAUGUGGGCUUCCCAGAUACCUACCAAGAUCACAAUGAGAACUUCCGCAAGGGGGACUCCACACUGCCCAUGAACAGGAACCCAUUACAUAAUGAAGACGGGCUUCCCAACAAUGACCAAUAUAAACUCUAUGCCAAGCACUUUACCUUGAAAGACAAGGGUUCCCCACACAGUGAGGGCAGUGAUCGAUACCGGCAGAACUCCACACAUUGCAGAAGCUGCCUUUCGAAUCUGCCCACCUACUCAGGCCACUUUACCAUGAGGUCUCCUUUCAAGUGUGAUGCCUGUCUGCGGAUGGGGAAUCUCUAUGACAUUGAUGAAGACCAGAUGCUUCAGGAGACAGGUAACCCAGCUACUCGGGAGGAGGUCUACCAGCAGGACUGGUCACAGAACAACGCCCUCCAGUUCCAGAAGAACAAGCUAAGGAUUAACCGACAGCACUCCUAUGAUAACAUUCUGGACAAACCCAGAGAGAUAGACCUUAGCAGGCCCUCCCGGAGCAUAAGCCUCAAGGACAGGGAACGGCUACUGGAGGGCAACUUGUAUGGGAGCCUGUUCAGUGUCCCCUCAAGCAAACUCUUGGGGAACAAAAGCUCCCUUUUCCCCCAAGGUCUGGAGGACAGCAAGAGGAGCAAGUCUCUCUUGCCAGACCACGCCUCCGAUAAUCCUUUCCUCCACACGUAUGGGGAUGACCAACGCUUAGUUAUCGGGAGAUGUCCCUCGGACCCUUACAAACACUCAUUGCCAUCACAGGCGGUAAAUGACAGCUAUCUUCGGUCAUCCUUGAGGUCAACAGCAUCAUAUUGCUCCAGGGACAGUCGGGGCCACAGUGAUGUGUAUAUUUCAGAGCAUGUUAUGCCUUAUGCUGCAAAUAAGAAUACCAUGUACUCUACCCCCAGGGUUUUAAAUUCCUGCAGCAAUAGACGAGUGUACAAGAAAAUGCCUAGUAUCGAAUCUGAUGUUUAAGAUCUUCCAUCAGUAUUUAUCUAUAAGGAAACAUAUAGAAUGGCCAACAUUAUAGAGGGUAAAUGUUGGAUGUCCGAUAGCACCCUACUAGGAGGAAGAGGGUACAGGGAGGUACUUUUUGUUGGCUCUUUUGCACAUGGCUCCAUGCCAUAAUCUUCCACUCAAGGAAUCUUGUGAGAUAUGUGCUGAGCACAGCAUAUACCACGUAGGUGAAUCCUUAACCAAAAACAAAUAAAUACACAUGGGCAAGUCUCCCAGACAUGGCGACUGGGUACGGCGGCAAUAAUGGUGCAUCAGACGGCGAUGGUGACAUUGUGGUUGCCUAUAUUCCAAAUUCCAUGAAGAUCAAUCCACCAUGUAACUUCCCCCAUCAGAAAUGCCUCACAGUUUCUCUAAUACAGAAUAAGCAAUAUGGUAUGCAUGUAAGUCUGACGCAGACAAUAAGACAGUUAAGAAUGCAUCUGCACUGUAGUAAGAUUGACAUGUGCAAGGAUUAAGAAGUUUGGCUUGUAACAGUUCUCAGAUUUCUUGUUAUGCCUUCCAUGACAACCCUGGAUCAGUCCCCCUUAAACUCCAGGUUCGCCCCCCCCCAAAGAAUAGCAAAUCAGCGUGUUUGUGGCACCCACACUACUUUCAUUGUAGGCUUCCCCCAAGACACACCUGGAACAAAUAGCCCCAGGGACUCUCAGGUGGAGAACUGUAAGAAUCUCUUUGGAUGUUAAUGUGUGUGUAUCUCUCACCCUCAGCUUCAUUGGUCUUGUUCGGAGCUGCAUAAACACUUUUAUGUCUUCGAUAUCUAAGUGUGGAUCUUCUGUCUAUGACAUAAUGGCUGUUGUAGUUAAUCUUGAAGACUCAUGUACGUAAGUCUGCAUUUCCUCCCUUCUGGUGAUGACUCAGGGUUGUAUAGUAUCUCUUACCUGACCCCUCCCAGAGUAACGUAACUUGUUCUGUCCCCAGACAGCCAUGAUGGUGUCUAACUAGCUGUGUGUUGUGUUCCUAGAGUUGUUAAUGUGGUGACAUGUGCCAGCAGCCAUGUGUAAUCUGUAAGAAGUCCCAUGCUAUCUGUGUGUCCAAGGCUAGCAUGGUUUUACAUUUAUGUCCCUCAAAGUCAGGAAACUCUUAGACAAUUAUUUCUAUACAAACCUCCUCAAAUCAAAAGCCUUCAGACAUCAGCCACUUGUGUGUCCCCCCCCAAGCACCCUUCCAACUGUGGAUAAACUCAGUAAAACAAGGGAUUUCUAUCCUCUGAAAUGUACACCUUCUUGGAGGUGAAUUUCUUCCCCAGCACCAACAGAAACCAAUGAGAAGUCUUCAACGCAUUUGUCAUUUCUGAGCUGCCUGCAUUGUCCUAUUCUUGGCCCACUGAGCCUGUGCAUAUAUGACAGAACAGAUACUCAUUAGAUUAAAAAAAAGAAAAACUGGAGCCAAUGAGGGGAAUAUUCGUGCAUGGAAAAUGUCUUAGCACAUAAUUUUUUAUCACAUUUUUAAAAAGGACUCAAAAGGUAGUUAUGAUACCUUAUUAGACAAGGACAUUCACAAAAGCAGAAAAUAAUAUGAAUUAAACAUUUUAUAUGCUUCUUUUCUAGCAAUUAGUAUAUUUCCAAUGCAUUAUUGUCCUUGAAAUAGCCAGGCUGCUGACCGUGGUAUUUCGCAGGAGACUUUAGUUGGUUGGGUAACUCUCUCCCAUGAAGGAUUCUAACCAUUUCUUGUUUUUCCUCUUACUGAAUCUUGGCUUGGGUUCUUGGAGAAAGGGAUCGCACGACAGGUUGAAAUUUCAUCCCUGUUCUUUUCUUCGUGGUGUUCUAUUUUAUAGGUGGGAUUGUCCAACUACAAGUUAAGCAGGGAAGGUUCUCUUAGAGCUUGGGGCUGCUUCAGAAGGAGCUAGCAGAGGGAAAGUUCAUUUGACCUACAGUGUUGCAGAAUGACAAAAAGUGAUGCAAUACACCGGAGGACCAGAGGUGGAGUGGCAGAGGGGGUGAGGAUCUCUCUUCCUGUGCUCUUGCAGAACACAGAAGGAGGCUGGGGUGGAGCUAGAGGGCUGAAGUCACAGGACUAGGGUGGAGCCAGCGGUCUGGGGCGGAGCUAGAAGGCUGAGGUCACAGGACUAGGGUGGAGCCAGUGGUCUGGGGCGGAGCUAGAAGGCUGGGGCGGAGCUAGAAGUUGAUAAGCUUUAAAGUCACGUUUUAUUCCUUGGACAGAGCCAUCCUUUCCUUCCCCAAGUCCCACAGCUGGGGAAAUGUGCAUUAGAGAACCUAGAACAGUCUCCCUGAUUUUUGAUCUUAAAUUUGAGCUUCAGUGUGUGUAGUGUCCUUUCACCCCUUUUACUUUAUUUCCCCAUAGGAUUCCACACCUGUAUUCCUCCUGCUAGGACUGCUGUUGUGUCCUCACAGAACUGACUCUUAAGCCUCCCUGGAAUACAGAAUCAUGACUUGUCACAAAUCUGAGGAGCAUUCUGCUUUCCCGGAUUGUCCUCAAAGCCCAGGGUGCUGUUGAAUGUCCCACAUUUUAGUGAGAGUACAAAUGGCAUUUAUACUGCCUCCUCAAAACCCUCUCUGGAAAAUUCAGGAUCAUUUCUGCUAUUAACUCUGUACAAAAGAAGCUAAAAUGAGGCUUUUGGAAGAAUCAGUCACAUAAUGGGAAAGAAUACGUUUGUUUUAACACCAAGAUAUUUACAAAAAUAAGUCAUGGUAGUUAGGGGCUGUGUGGCAAACAUUUGCUUUUCCCUCUCCUCUAAUUUGCUGCCUCUUGCACAUGAUAACUUCAAAGAAGAAAACGAGGAGGUCACGUUCCAAGUGAGAGGUAAUCAUGUGGGCUUGUUUGAAGGAAAGCCAAGUGAGAUCCAUCCUUUUCAAAACUAACCCCGAGGGUGGCAAAUGGCACCUACGGCCGGUGAUGAGUACUGAGCAAGAGGCCUUGGCCUGGGUAUCACUUAGAGGGUUCCCACACUAAACCCAACCUCUGAGUCCUUAGACUUACAGAUGCUAAGAAGCCAGUGUCUCUUAACUCAAAGGCCUGAUCUUUCCCUGGACUAAGUCAGGGCAGCCGCCCUGGGCAGUUGUCUUGGCAAUUCUUUUGUUUUCCUCAUUUUGGAAAGGACCAGACUGGUCCUCAGAUGUCAAUACUUGAAAGCAAACAGCCAUGCAUCUGUCCUUGCACCUGAACCGGUGCAAAUGCUGUGCACAAGAGAAGCUCCCAGAGCAUGACCUUCACUCGGCCAAACCUCGGUGCUCUGGGGGAACAGGUCCACCACCCCAAUGCUGCAGGUUUAGAUACUUCUGGUUCCAGUGCUGUGGAGUUAGGCAAGCCCCCAUGGGUCUGUCUUCCUGUCAGUAAGACCUGCAUGCGACUCAAGGGAUGAGGACCUCACCAGGCAUGGAGAGGGAUGGUGACUGCUCUGUCCUCAGCACUAGUGACUAUCUCUUACCAUGCUCUGGGUUUUCUCCUCCCUGCCUCAAAGGAUACUUGAGAAGACUUAAUAUUUAGCUGUCUGGUGGAAGCAUUGAGAUCUAUCCAUUUCAGCAAAAACUGUCAAAUCAAUUCACACUUAUUUUCUGGGCAGAGAAAAAAAAUUACACCUUGUUUACAAAUGAAAUAGUUUCAUUUAAAUGGGACUUUAGCCAAGGCAGUUAAUUAGUCAAAAGAUCCAGGGUCGUCACGCAGUCUCAUGGUGUUUAUUCCGUUUGGUAUGUCUACCGCUGAUAUGUAUUUAAUAUUCUGCAUCUUCUCAGGAAAUGACAAAUGCCCUGAAUUCUUUGCAAAUAGAAUUGCUAAUGAAAAAGAAAAAGAAAGUUGGUGUUAAUUAAAUGAUGAUUAAAAAUUUAUCUCCCUUAAAACUAAAAAGUGCGGCUUUAGUAAUUGCUUGUCAUAUAAAUAAAUACCUUGCACUGAACUCCCUUGUGGUUUAAGACCUAAAUAAAUACCGAUUCAAGAACCUGAAAUCUUUCAGAGAAGUUGAAGGUGCCCGGUAGCAUGAUGCACAUUCCUGUACUGUUUCUGUGUGAGGAACUAUUGUAUGUGAAUCCUUCAGCAAAGGAUAGAAGCUAUUUCAACAUGGAGCUGUUUAUCACUAACCUUGGCUAUAGUAGACUUACCCGGACCUCAAGAGAUAGGAUUUAAACAGGAGGACGCCAAAUUUAUCAGUUCAUAUUUAAUAGUAAUUCAAGCUCUAAAGAAAAGAGCCCUAGCGCUGGAGAGGUGGCUCAGUGGUUAAGAGCACAGACUGGGGCUGGAGAGAUGGCUCAGUGGUUAAGAGCACUGGCUGCUUUUCCAGAGGUCCUGAGUUCAAAUCCCAGCAACCACAUGGUGGCUCCCAACCAUCUGUAACUUUAGUUCUAGGGGAUUUGACACCUCACACAGAUAUACAUGCAGGCAAAGCAUCAAUGCACACAAAAAUAAAUAACUCUUUUUAAAAAAGGAAGAAAGAAAAACAGACAGAAAAGAGACCUUCCUUCCAAAGGCCUUGUCCUCUUGCACGUCAGUCAAAACUUGUCUUGUCUGUGCCUCCCUCUUCCUUUGGAUAAAUGGGGUGAAAAGUAUUCAUUGAGAGUUCCGGUAUCUCUACUUGAAAAGUUUUUCCAAUGCAGAGUUGCCCUUUUCCGGUCAGCCAUUUUCCUACGUACUGUGUUCAUCUCUAAUUGUCUCUGCUGAGGUCGGCUUGAUACAGAUCAGAGAUGACUAAAUGCACUUCUGUUAAUACAGUUGCUCAUGUACACAUGUAUAUAUUAUACAUGCUUGGUUUCUACAAUCCACACUUAAGUGUAUUAUCCAAACAAACCUGUACAUAUUGUAAAGUUUAACGUUAAAAAUUAAAUGGGGGUGAUGUUGUGAACACACGGGAAAGCCAUUCUGAUUAUUUUGAUAGGAGGGUAUUUAUGUAGAGAAGGCAUUCUAUUUUUUUAAAUAUCAGCUCUAGGAAGGGUGACAGGGCUCAGGGGGAUUUGAGCACUGAUGUACUUUGUCCCCUUAAGGAUCAAAAUCAUGGAGAGAAGAGUGCAAUCUAUGCUGCUUACGUUCACUUUUGACUAUGAUGCCGGUGUACAUGUGUAAACCCAUCAAAAGACAUAGACUUUCUAGUUCUUUUCUCUUUUGGCUCAUUCUGUGCCUAGAAGUGCUAUCAGCAUAGAAGAAGUUCACAGUACCUGCUUGGAAGGGCCUUAGAUUAAAUGGAUUUUGUAGAUCGAUACUAAGAUUUGGGGAAAGGGGACAAGAGAGGGUAACAAGGGACAGUAGUCUGUCUAAGAUGAAGUCAGAAAGCACUGGAGCUGGGGCCGGAACCCAAGACUCAGUUCUGAUUCCUAGCUGAGUAUGAUUUGCUAGGCUGACAUACGUCUGGGUUUCUUCUGGGAAGACACCCUUCACAUGUUCCUCUGGAGUAGGAGUCAGAGAAAGUCACAGGACUGGCCUGGCUCUCCUUGCUUCCUGCUCUUUGCAGAUCCAGGCAUGACUCUUUGAAUUUUGUUUUUCUUUAAGCUCCUUUGCAAUCCUCACUCUCUCAGGAUCCCGAGGCACAGGGGACGUUUCUUCAGGGGUCCUCUAGAUAAGAUCCACAGGGGACAUCAUUUAAAGUUUCAAACCAAAGAUGAAAGAAGGCUGGCAGCCACCAGUGACUACACGGUGCUGUUGACCAUGUGACACCAAUCUGCCCGUAGGGACUGGACACAGUAACACUUUCCCUAAUGUCCGAUUUGGGGCUAAGGGCAUUGAAAUGGACCUGGAAGUAGAGCCUCUUCCUGUAAGCAGUCCCUGGUUUGAAAAUCGAAUUCCAUCAUACAAAAGAUAAGCAACGACUGUGAAACGAAAACAGAUUAAAUGUUGAAAAUUAGAAACAGAUAGUAAUCCUAUUGUAAGGAGACCAAAAAAUUAAUUGAUACUGUAAUCAAACACUCAAGUCCUCCCUUGAGUUUUAAGGAACUUUGGAAAAACACAGUUGGUGUCGCUGGAAAUAGCCUUGAAUUUUUUGAGCCUUCUGAGAUGGUGAGGUGGAGCACAGGAGCAGCUAAACAAAGGGGGAUAACCUCAUCCCUCCUUAUUUUUUGCACGAGUAAUCUUGGGUCUGGCUCCAACCAGCCCUGCAUGGCUUACCAAAGCAUGUCUCAAAUGCUUCAAAAGGGUUGAAUUAGUCCUUCGAGGAUGGGAAAAUAGACUGUGAUGUAAAAGAAAAAGGGAAAGGAGGAGGUUGGGUCAUUUAUGACUUGUAAAAUCUUUUAAUAGUUCAGGGUGUGGAUGUGUCAGGGGAGAGAGUAGGGGACAGCUUUGUAAAGUCCCAAGUGCCUACUGCUAUACGUGGCAAAAGGAAGCGUCAGGUUUGCUAGUGAAAACAGAGGGCAGGAAGGUACAGAAGAGAAGGGAACCUGGUGUGUGUCUGGGAGGACGGAGCGAUGUAGAUGGUGUGGAAGAUGCUCACACGCGGUGUGUGCCAGUCUGCACAUGAGGCUGUUGCAGUUUCUGCUUGUCACAAGUGUGUACCGUGAUCAGCGUCUGAACAUUGAAAUACACAACUCUGUCUAUGCUGAAGAGAGCUUAGAAUUUAAGUGUGAUUGCCCCCGUUUUGAAGAUAAGGAAACUGAGGCGAAUACUGCUCUAAGCCUCACCAGCAACAAGGCCUAACUGAUAAAUACUCGUGUCAGAUGUACCCUAGUAAUGUCUGCUUUCCUCCAGAGAGGUCAGACUGGAAGCAGAAAGGGAUUUACUAGUUUGGGGUCCCCAGGAUUUUCCCUAAGUGUCCUAUGAAAGUGGCCUGGUUUGGGGUGUAUCAAGAAUUCCUGGGGACCCCAUGUCUGUUCACAGUCCCUUCCCAGACUAGAACACUGCUCACGUCUCUCCCUUCCCUGUGCUUGCACUCAGCAUUAACUUUUCCUUUAUUUCCUGUUUUUUCUCUUUUUCUUUGAAAACUUACCUUCUCUAAUUAGCAUGUGCCUAAUCUUAAGUAUCUCUUUCCCAAUCUCCUUUCUUCUUUAACAGUUGGCAUCAGGGCUAGUACCAUUAAUGUAUGUAUAUAGAAUGCGUUCAUAGGUGUGUGGACCCAGUCACACACAUGCAUAUGCACACACUGCCUUGUGGUCCUCAAUCAAAACUGUCGUAAACACCAUGACCCCUUUCUAAACGGGAUGCUAUUUGCAAAUUCACUGAUCCUGCCGUUCAUCUGCAUUGGCUUGUUUCUGCCAGGCAGACAGAAUGAGGUUCAGAGAUAGGGCAGGGAAUGGGGAAUAGUUUUGCAUAAAUGAUUGAGUGCUUUAGUGUCAGGGUGAUUGAGGGCCAGCUAUUAAAAUGCUGUUGUUGUCGUUGUUGUUGUUUCAUUUGUUAAAUUGCCUUAGAGAUGCACUCCUGGUCAUUAGUAUCAGGAUAAUUGUUGAUGCACCAACAUUUGUUAACUUUAUCCCAAGGAAGAGUGUUGAACUGGGAUGCUUCCACAGCACUUUAUAGAAUUGGAGGGUGGCACGGUGUCGAACACGCCACACAGACGAUGCUCCAGAGCACACGAGUGUCAUCUGUGCAUCCCCUCCCUCCCAUGUUCUAAACCACACUUCUUUUCUGGCAUUUAUGUUUACAGUGAGGUGGAACACACUAAGCCCAUUUUAUAGAUGAGAAGACUGAGCUCAGAUCACAGGAAGGUUGUUUGGGGAGGCUCUGGAAUUACAUUUUCAUAGAAAACUCAGUCAUGAUUCUAAAUGCUUCUGAGGAGUCUUCAAACAGUAUAAGCACCUUUAGCUUGAUUUCUGAGAAUAAUUCUCUGGGUAUUGUCACCCUUUGAGUUGAUAGUCAAAGGCCUCUUAACGUAGAGGUUACUAGGGCUAGGGAUACAGCUCAACUAGUUGUGUGUUUGCACAGCACAUAUGAUCUGGGUUGCCUCCCGAGUGCUGCAAGCAGAAGCCAGGUGUGGUGGCACAUGCCUGUGAUUCCGGCACCCAGGAGGCAGAGGCAGGAGGAUCAUGAGUUCAAGGUUAUACCCAGACUACAUUGUGAGUUGGAGGCCAACUUGAACUACAAGAGACUCAGUCUUAAAAACUAAAACCAAACCACACAGGUCAUUAUUAUUUAAUAGCUACUCUGAGACCAUGUGUUUCUGUAAGAGAUGAGGAGACUGUCCCAGGGAUGCUGAACUAUGCAGAAAGUGGAGUGCCUCAAUCAACAGGGCCAAGAGCUUCACGUCUUUCGAGCUGUAUUUCAAAGCACACAAUUCUCCUGUGAACCAGAACCAAACUAUUUAAAACGGACUCCUUCCCCAGAUUAGCUUCACAAGCAAGGCAUUCGCAGAGUUCAGGAAGAAGCAAGACAGAAGCUAUCACCACUCACCAAUUCCUCUUAGAUCUCAUAUCAGCAGAAUGAUGACUCUGCAUUUUCACAGUGCUGCAUCAUUGCUCAUCUCCCGUAGCCCUGGGUCAUGGCUUCUUCUGCUUAAUUCUCUUCCACACCUUUGGGAAGGUUUUAAAGUGAACCCUCCGAAGGAUAUUAGCAUAACACCUAGCCAAUACCACAGAUGCCUUUUAAAUUAAUAAGGUUAAUUGUUCUCCAGCUGACAGAAGUUUGUCUUUGGCAUUUUCAAUAUUUCUCAUUGAUCUGACAUUUUUCUGUUUCAAGCUUUUAAAGGGCUCAAAUCAAAGGCUAUUGAUAACUGAGCGAAGCUAAGGUUCAGAAAUGUACAAAUACAUUGUUUGGUUGUUUUUUCAUGAGAAACAAUUACAGACUUUGAAUUCAUUGAAGGUUUUUUACAUUAGCCAUGUGUGAUAUAUUGAAUUGUUUCUCUUCCCAGUCAGGCUAAUUUGAACGAACAAACAGUAUUGACUUUUAAAACCUAUUUUCCUUUUUAAAGUAUCUUAAAUGUAUUAAGUCUGUAGACAGAGCUCUGGGGAUGCAGCCAUUAGGGAAGUGCUCCACGUCGGAACAGAAGAAUCAGACAGGGUUUUGUGGCUCAUCUGAGCAAUUGUCUUUGAAAUUGUGAUGGAUUUGGAAAGCUCAAACUGACAACUCUAACAUUCACAUUAGCCUGACUUUUUCCAUUGGUUAGGAUGUAAAUGAACAAAAAUUUUCUAAAGACUUUAAGUCAGGGAUAUGUAGGAAACAUGGUUGUUGUAAAACACAAAUAUUCACAAAAAUAAAUGUGGCUCAGAUGCUUUCCAAGCCUGAGGGUCCCCAAAGAUGUUUUUAUGGUUGUCUUCAAAGUGCGACUGUUAAUCUUGUUCAUUCCCCCCAUAAGACAUAGGUAAGAGCAUAGCCUUGCCAAAUUAAUUGGUAGAACUCAUCAUAGUUUAUAUGGCACUGGAAUGUCUGUGUAUGUGUACUUAUAUAUUUUGAGCUGAAUAUCAGACAGAAUUAGGUGAGUUAAUUGGUGGCUUGAAUAAGAAAUAGGUAUUAAAGUCAUAAAUAGUGUUCUCCUCAGACAGUAAGAGAAGGUAAACUAUUCAUUUUCUAGUCGUGCUGUAAGACUUGCAUAAUGUACAAGCUACCCAUUGCCCACAGGAGAGUUAUCGAAUUAGACAGCUUAUCCAUAAAGCCUUUCCAUAUGAGUCCAUCUUUAACCCAGUAUGAAUGAGAUUGAACUCAUGCAGAAGGUUCCCAUCCACAGCUACAUUAAACAGCGUCUAAAACUCACAUCAGGACUGGCUUGAUGUCGUGUACGGUGGAUCCAAGGAUAGCUGUGUGCUCUGUCAGUGGUCCGCAUCUGGGAGUAGAUAUUCACCUCCACAUCACAGCAGUUUAUACUGUCAUGUCUGAUCAGCUGCAUGAGGAAGUGCUGAUGACCGUAUUAACUAUUUCCAAGCAUAGCUACAAAACUACACGUUUGCUUAACACCUUUCGAUGAUAGAGGAAGUAUAUACUAUGGUUGUCUUCUUGUAGUAUGUCUUUUUUAAUUUUGUUCAAUGUGAUAUCAACUGUUUUAAGGAAUGGGAUUUGACAUGUGUGUGCAAAUUGAUAUGUACAUAAUUCCCGAGGCAAUGCAAGUGCCCACCAUACAGUGUAAAAAUGUAAAUAGAGGAAAUUUCAUUUUUCUAAUAAAGAUAAUUUCUGCCAAUUGAUAUGAAAA
Rattus norvegicus (Norway rat) is the source of this 15639-nucleotide messenger RNA. It is a transcript of the gene Grin2a, whose product is annotated as glutamate ionotropic receptor NMDA type subunit 2A. The transcript is spliced from 14 exons. The coding region runs from base 1224 to 5618 and encodes 1464 amino acids. Gene Ontology annotation, molecular function: monoatomic ion channel activity; NMDA glutamate receptor activity; glutamate binding. Gene Ontology annotation, cellular component: mitochondrion; plasma membrane; NMDA selective glutamate receptor complex. Gene Ontology annotation, biological process: action potential; response to magnesium ion; regulation of presynaptic membrane potential. NCBI's taxonomy places the organism in Eukaryota, Metazoa, Chordata, Mammalia, Rodentia, Muridae. The record is from RefSeq and is marked validated.